AUGAAGGCCAUCUUUCUUGCUACAGUAUUUUUAGCGAGUGCUGUUAUCGCUGCAGGAGUUACCGGCACAGCCUUUGGUAUGGCAACGGGCACUACUGGAGGAGGCGACGCAACUCCAGCCGCUCCCUCGGACCUCGCACUGCUCGAAACGUGGCUAUCCGAUGAUACGGCUCGGGUCAUUCUGAUCGACAAAACCUUCGACUUUACUUCAAGCCUGGGUACCACUACUUCAGCCGGCUGCUACCAAGUUUGCGACGUCUACAAUGGCGGUCAGGACUACAUCGGCACACUGUCGUGCUCCGGUAGCACAAUGACCGCAGUUUCCUCAAUUACAUACAAUGCGGCAGGCGCCAGCCCACUUCUUGUGAACAGCAAUAAGUCCAUCGUUGGUGUCGGCAGCGCAGGGAUCAUCCAGGGUCGGGGCCUACGCAUUUACAGCGCCUCCAAUUUCAUCAUCCAGAACGUCCACGUCUACAAUAUCAACCCACAGUACGUAUGGGGCGGCGAUGCGAUCACCAUCCAAGACGCGGAUAUGGUCUGGAUUGACCAUUGCAAAUUCAGCCUAAUUGGUCGUCAGAUGAUCGUAUCUGGCUAUGCUCCUGCAGGACACGUCACUAUCUCCAACUGCGAGUUUGAUGGUCGAACUUACUGGUCCGCAACCUGCAAUAGCCAACAUUACUGGACGCUGUUGCUCAUCGGAUCGAAGGAUUUCUAUACGUUCUCAGGUAACUACCUACAUCAUCUAUCAGGCCGUGCCCCACACUACGGCAUCAGUACCAGCGGCGCCACGAAUAUAUUCCAUGCGGUCAAUAAUUACUUCGAAAACAUGAGUGGACAUGCCUUUGAUAUUGAGGCGAAUACCUGGUCACUUAUCGAGGGCAAUGUCUUCAGUAAUGUGACCACGCCCAUGACCGCCCCUUCAACCACAAAGUCGAACGCCAUCUUCGACGUACCCUCAGGUACCGAGUCAGCCUGUACCUCGAUCCUCGGACGUGCGUGCGUGGCUAAUUCACUUUUGAGUGGCUCGGGGGCUCUGACUGGUGUGGAGAACACAGAGGCGCUGACGCAGUUGGCGGCGGUUGGCGCUAGUCGCAUCGUCGCUGUCACGGCGGUGUCUGGCGUUGCUGCAUCUGUGAAGGCCAGUGCCGGAAUUGGGAAAUUGUAA
Molecule: messenger RNA, 1164 nt
Organism: Penicillium cataractarum
Lineage: Eukaryota; Fungi; Ascomycota; Eurotiomycetes; Eurotiales; Aspergillaceae
Product: polysaccharide lyase family 1 protein
Exons: 2
Coding region: 1-1164 (387 amino acids)
Molecular function (GO): pectate lyase activity
Source: RefSeq, a predicted model, not a curated record